Molecule: messenger RNA, 1325 nt
Organism: Trichosurus vulpecula (common brushtail)
Lineage: Eukaryota; Metazoa; Chordata; Mammalia; Diprotodontia; Phalangeridae
Gene: SHFL
Product: shiftless antiviral inhibitor of ribosomal frameshifting
Exons: 8
Coding region: 131-994 (287 amino acids)
Biological process (GO): viral translational frameshifting; innate immune response
Molecular function (GO): ribosome binding; sequence-specific mRNA binding
Source: RefSeq, a predicted model, not a curated record
GUUCUGUUUGUUCUGGGCAGAGACAAAAGCGGUGGAAAGAGCAGAGGAACCCCAGUCCGGUGUUUAACUGGGGCGCCGUAAGGUGAGACCCUCGGGAGCCGCGGGAGCUGCCGGUGCCGCGGGAACAAGGAUGGCCGGAGCCGGGUCCUCCAGCGUGAAGCUGGAGAAGAGUGUCAGACGCCUCAGGGAGAAGUUUCAUGGCCAUAUGUCUGUGCAGAAGGCAAAUGUCUUAAUGGAGAGAUACAACCACGACCACGAGUUCGUGGCUUCCUGGCUGGUUAAACAAAUGAAUGAGUUCAGAUCAGAAAAAGAAGAUGUGCACCAAGCAGACCCAGCUGUCCAGGAUCAACAAAAUGUCUUGAAGGACAGAGACAUUGAGGAGGUGGCUGCCACCAUGAGCUUACCGCUGACAGAGAAAAAUCUGCGCAUGUUGGAUGAUGCCCAGAAGGGCCAUAUCUCUAAGGAAGACUGCCAGUUUGCCUGCGGUACCUGUGAUAAAAUGUGGUGGCGCCGGGUGCCUGAGCGCAAAAAGGUGUCCCGUUGCCGGAAGUGCAAGGUGAAAUAUGAUCCGGUGCCCAAAGACAAGAUGUGGGGUAAAGCCGAGUUCCAAUGUUUACAGUGUGGCCACACCUUCACGGGUUUUGCCCAGAUGGGAACUCCAUUCCCAUGCUACCACUGCGGCACCUCUGUCCUGCCAAAUCGCAUCCUACCCCCACGCCGAUCCCAGAAUGAGAAAGGUAGAAAACACACACACACCUGCUUUGGUGGUGACUGCUACAACCGGCAAGGACCCUCCACACCAGGGACUUCCUGUGUGCACCCCAAGAGCCGGAAACAGAAAAAUAUGCCUGUUGUCUUGUGGCCAAGUGCUGUCCAUGAGAGCACCGGCUCCACUGUGGCCACCUGUCUUAGCCAGGGCAGCCUCAUAGAAGACCUGGACCACUUGAUCCUGGAGGACCUCAAAGAGGAAGCAGAAGAAGAGGAAGGCAACUAGGAGCUUUUCAUUGUUCUUUCCACCCCGAUAUCCCUUACAGACUUGGAGGACCAGUGUUGACCUGUGGGACCAAUAGAAGUGGGGGGUGGGUCCUGAACAAUGGUCUGGGGAAAGACUGACAGGUCACUCAGGGGAAAGCCUCUCCCUAUGAUGUAAGAGGGUCCAUACGUGUGCAUUUUAGCAUAAUGGAGGUGGGUAAGGAGCUCUUAACCCCCUCCAUGUGAGAAACACUGCGGCCCCCAUACCCACAUGCCAUAUACAUAGACAUACAUUAUGAUGCUAACGUUUUAUAUGCCAUGUUCAAAAUUACAAAGGGGCAUGCCCUAUUCUC